GCGCUUACCCGGAAAUAGUUGUGUCGACCCAGAUGUCUUACAUCCUGACUAUUUGAUAACAAACGCGACAUUAUCUUAUCCGAACAAAACAACCAUGUAAUAGUAAAUACUCACGUCGCAAGCGUGCUUUGCGUGACUACGCAGAAACUAAGCAUCUAUUUGGGGAGAAAUUGAGGAUAGAAAACAAUAAGUACGUCUUUUUCCUUUCCUUCUUGCUUUUUUUAAUCGAUGGACAUUUUGUUUUCUGUUGCGCCGCACGCACCGUUAUCGUUUUCCACUCCAUCGCUACCGCAAUUGGGCAUGGACACAUAACGUGUUUGCAUUACAAAUAAGUCCAUCAAAAGAGCGUGCCUCGGGCGGGGGGAAUUGUAACCUUCAGGGCCUUGUGCUGUAACUGUAUACGUUGUUUAAAAAAAAAAAGCUCACAACAUGAGCUUCUUCAAUUUCGGACAAAGUGCGGAGAUCGAUGUGGUGCUCAACGACGCAGAGACGAGGAAGAAAGCAGAGCACAAGACGGAGGAUGGCAAGAAGGACAAGUAUUUCCUCUUCUACGACGGAGAGACCGUCAGCGGCAGAGUCAACGUCACACUCAAGAGCCCCGGAAAGAGGCUGGAGCACCAGGGCAUCAAGAUAGAAUUUGUCGGACAGAUUGAGCUGUAUUACGACAGAGGGAACCACCAUGAGUUUGUGUCCCUGGUAAAAGACUUGGCGAGGCCCGGUGAGAUGACCCAGUCGCAGACGUUCGACUUUGAGUUCACUCAUGUGGAAAAGCCGUACGAGUCCUACACGGGCCAGAAUGUCAAACUCAGGUACUUCCUGCGUGCGACUGUGAUCCGAAGACUUAACGACAUCAGCAAAGAGUUGGACAUUGUGGUGCAUACACUGAGCACUUAUCCCGAACUCAACUCCUCCAUUAAAAUGGAAGUCGGCAUCGAGGACUGUCUCCACAUUGAGUUUGAGUACAAUAAGUCCAAAUACCACCUGAAAGACGUCAUUGUGGGGAAAAUCUACUUCCUGCUGGUGAGGAUUAAAAUAAAGCACAUGGAGAUAGACAUUAUUAAGCGGGAGACGACCGGAACGGGCCCCAGUGUGUACCACGAAAACGACACCAUCGCCAAGUAUGAGAUUAUGGACGGAGCACCAGUCAGGGGCGAGUCCAUCCCCAUCCGGCUCUUCCUGGCUGGCUAUGACCUGACUCCCACGAUGCGAGACAUCAACAAGAAGUUCUCGGUGCGCUACUACCUAAAUCUGGUGCUGAUCGACGAGGAGGAGAGACGCUACUUUAAACAGCAGGAAAUUACACUAUGGCGGAAAGGCGACGUGGUGAGGAAGAGCAUGUCCCACCAGGCCGCCAUCGCCUCCCAGCGCUACGAGGGCUCGGCUGCCUCGGAGAGUGCAUUGGAGCAGUGUGCCAAGGAGGACAACGGAUAUGAGCCUCGCCUUCGACUGGACCGGGGGUCUCCGUGAGGCCACGUCCGUCCCAGGGAAGAGGACUAAGGGAGACUGGACUAGAUUUAUUCCUCCUUGCUUUGUUGUUUUUUGUUUCUCGACAGAAAUCAAAGUAAAUCAGCUAUUAUAAUUCCUGGGACUUUCACGCUAACGCCAUUCAGUGUGUACUUAAUGGUUUAAUGGCGAACUAAUUUCGAACUUUGAACAAGCAACAUUCCAAUUAUGAAGAACUCCGAAAUGUGAAAUGCAAGCAGGUGUUGUCCGAGGAGUGUGGAUGUGUAAAUAAGAGCGGUUCAAGUCAGCAUUCCGGCAGUAUUAUUUGCCUGCCACAGUGUUUAGUUUGGUUAGACACAUGCAAGUGUCUUCCUGCCUCUACACAUGAAUUUAUGUCUUUUAAAGCAGAGAAGAGUUAAGUUAGAGCUAUUUAGAUCUUUUUGCAAAGCGCUUAUGACUGAUUCAUUGUCCCCAAAUUGACAAAUAAAUUGAUGCCAAAUGAGAAAAAAAAAA
Hippocampus zosterae (dwarf seahorse) is the source of this 1956-nucleotide messenger RNA. Its product is annotated as vacuolar protein sorting-associated protein 26B-like. The coding region runs from base 430 to 1467 and encodes 345 amino acids. Gene Ontology annotation, biological process: intracellular protein transport; retrograde transport, endosome to Golgi. The record is from RefSeq and is a predicted model, not a curated record. NCBI's taxonomy places the organism in Eukaryota, Metazoa, Chordata, Actinopteri, Syngnathiformes, Syngnathidae. The transcript has 6 exons. Gene Ontology annotation, cellular component: retromer complex; endosome.